This is a messenger RNA of Suillus paluster, 1098 nucleotides long. RefSeq lists its product as uncharacterized. The record is from RefSeq and is a predicted model, not a curated record. The transcript is spliced from 2 exons. The coding region runs from base 1 to 1098 and encodes 365 amino acids. Lineage: Eukaryota; Fungi; Basidiomycota; Agaricomycetes; Boletales; Suillaceae.
AUGCGAGAUCUACCCGUCGAAAUUAUCAACGUCGUCGUCGAGAAUGUUUCCUCCACAACUGAUCUUCUCCAGUUACGCUGCUUAAACUGGACUUACCGAGAUCUCGUCACUCCCAUCGUAUUCAGCAAAAUCCACGUGCAAAACAGCACCAAGAGCGCGCAAAACUGCCAGCAGAUCAUCGGUGCCCCACACCUGGCUACCUACGUUCGAGAACUUGUCUAUGAUUCUCGUGACGAUGGAUAUGUUGAGGAUACGCUUGAAGUCGCUGAGCUUGAAGAAGCCUUGACUGAGGCCUUCUGCGCAAUCUCUGCGCUUCCCAGACUUGAACGCCUCGUCGCGAAUUUCUGGCCAUCAUUUGUUUCCCAGUCAGGGAAGGAAGUACGCGAGAGCCCAUUCUGGUUCACGAAUCGACAGCUCACGGUUACCCAUGCCAUAUAUCACGGCAUGAAGACAUCUCGCUUGUCAUCCCUGUCUCUCAACAACGUUGUCAUGAUGCCCGCUUCAUGUUAUGAUUUCGUCUCUUCCCUUACGAACUCGCCCCUGUCUUCCCUUUCCUUGUCCGUUGUACCAAAUGCCGAAAUCAGUGCCUGGUCUGGUUCCAAGGACAUUAACGGAUCACUUGGCGCACUCUUGCCUCCCUCCAACGUCACUCUUAAAUCGCUUGUGCUGCGCAGCCCCCAGGGCCCAUACCACAGCCUCACUACCCAGCUUUCUUCAUGCCACUAUCCUGCGCUCGAAUCGCUCGUACUGGAAAAUAUCGUCUUUGAUCAGACGCCCUCCGCUGAUAGCGUCGAGGAGUUUGUCCUCCGCCACAAGAAUUCAUUGCGUCGACUGGAGUUGCAAUCGUGCGCAAGCCAUGUGGGAGCCCCAUUAUUUGAUGCCAGACCAUGGUCGAGCAUCUGGCAACGAUGGGCUGCUGAGCUCACUGGUUUGAGGGAGCUUGUGGCGGACGGUGACAGCGGAUAUGUCGUACUCGAUGCCGAGUGGGGCUACGUCACUUAUAAACCAGUCAGCGCUAUGACGGUUGAGAGUGACUCGUCGAGCUUGCAGACGUUCCAGGAUGCUCUAAUAGCCGCUAGUAAGGCUAUAGCAUGUUAA